Molecule: messenger RNA, 3788 nt
Organism: Alligator sinensis (Chinese alligator)
Lineage: Eukaryota; Metazoa; Chordata; Crocodylia; Alligatoridae
Gene: FGF11
Product: fibroblast growth factor 11
Exons: 6
Coding region: 1387-2187 (266 amino acids)
Biological process (GO): positive regulation of cell population proliferation; cell differentiation; regulation of cell migration
Cellular component (GO): cytoplasm
Molecular function (GO): fibroblast growth factor receptor binding; growth factor activity
Source: RefSeq, a predicted model, not a curated record
CACUCUUAGCUGGCCCCCACCCCGGCCGCGAGCGGCUUAUUUGACCUCUCCAAUAACUGGCAACUACCCGCCCCCCGGGGAAGCCCAUGUGCGUGCAAAGGUGGGGGUCGGGAGUGAGAGGCACCGGCGCUAUAUAUAGCCGCCCUCAGCUGGUGGGGAGGGAAAUGCAGCAGGUUUCUAUGGCAAAAGCCCCCUCCCCUUUUUCCCCCACUCCCAGCCGUUUUUUUUAAAGGCGGGGAAAGGGAUGCCGGGAGCCCGGACGCCUGGGUUGUCCCCAUUGCUCCUCCCCAAAAAACGGAGCGCGGCCCCUAUAAGAGCCCCGCCGCCUCUCCAGCUGGUUUGUGGAAGCGAUCUCACCGGUGCCCUCUGGGAGCUGCUGCAAGAAACCACCGCCCCACGGGGUAAGUAUGGGGGUGGAGGGGGUAUCUGCCCCCGGGAGGGCAGUUGCACUGUUUAAUUGUCAUUCUCUCUCUCUCUCUCUUCCCCGCCCCCCCAGAGCCACCCACCAGGAAGCCCCUGCCCCACCACUACCCCCCUGCCCUGCCUUGCAAUUGCCCCUUCUGCCCCCCUGAGCCCUUGCGGGUCAUUAUGGACAUGAAGUUGCAGCCCCCCCUGCCCCGGCUAUCCCUGGACCCUGUCUCUGUGGCGACCAGCACCCAGACCCCUUCCAGCUUUUCACCCCGGCAGCAGAAGGCAGGGCAGGCGGAGGGGAAGGAGCAGAAGGGAGGGGCUGGGUGCAAGAGGGAGCAGGGGCCCCGGGUCUACCUGUACCCCAUGCGGCCCCCCAACUCCCGCACCCCCUCGCCCAAACAGCCCCCCCAGGAACAACAGGGCCCGGGGGCAAAACCCAGGGACCCCUUUUACCAGGGCACCGACCCAGCAGGCAAGUGGGUGUAUUGCAGCAUUGGCCCCCACACGGGUGCCCAGCACCAAUAAACCGGGAAAUCCAGGCAUCUGUGCUCCCUGUUCUUGCACCCCCCACCCCCAUAGACCCCAUCCCCCUGCCAGAACACAGGCACCCGGGCCCCCAGCCUGCCCUGCGCUCAGCCCCCUCCCCUCCCAGAGAACCCAGGUGCUCCCCCCAUAUAAUUAUCCUGGGGGGGGGUCCUACAACUCCCAGAAUCCUCCAGGGCAGGCACAGGCUACAGCUCCCAGCAUGCCCUGGGCCCCCAGUGGGCGGGACCGGUGCCCUGGGGCUCAGGUGGGUCAGGUGAGGUGAAUACCUGUCCCCUCCCCCCACCACGUGAGGGUGGGGGCUGGUGCCCCUCACUCCCAACCUCAGCCCCCAGCAGUGCCCCUCACUCCCAACCAGCCCCAGGAUGGGGGUUGGGGGCAGUUCCGGGUGUCUUUGCCCCGUUAAUCCCUGACCUCCCGGCAGGGGGCAUCAUGGCUGCCCCUGGGGGACUCCAGGAUGCCCUCCGCCCCUCCCCCGCCCGGCCCCUCACGGACCUCGACUUCCCCUCGGGGGCCCGGGUGGCUGAGCUGAACCAGUUGGUGCAGGAGCUUUGCCGCGGGGACCCGGGUGUCCGGGCCGCCCCUGAGCUGGCGGAGCUCAAGGAUUUCGUGUUCGCCUUGCUGGAGCCACAGCUGAAGGGCAUUGUGACCAAACUCUUCUGCCGCCAUGGCUUCCACCUCUGCAUGCACCCAGACGGCAUCAUUGAUGGGACCCGUGAGGACUCUAAUAGCUUCACCCUCUUUAAUCUCAUCCCGGUGGGGCUGAGGGUCGUGGCCAUCCAGGGCACUGCUUCGGGGCAGUACCUGCGGGCAGCAUUGCAACCCCCUCAACACAGUUACAUAUAUUACACAAUUCGCUGGAGGGAAUUGCACCAUAAAUGUAGCAGAGUCGUCUGUCACCCCCCACCCCAGGCCCACUUCACGGCUGAGUGCCGCUUCAAGGAGUGUGUGUUCGAGAACUACUAUGUGACCUAUGCCUCAACCCUGUACCGGCAGCGCGAGUCUGGGCGCUCCUGGUACCUUGGCCUCAACAAGGAGGGGCAGCCCAUGAAGGGAAACCGAGUCAAGAAGACCAAAGCCGCCGCCCACUUCCUGCCCAAGCUCCUCGAAGUGGCCAUGUACAGGGAACCCUCCCUCCACAACGUCGAGGAGCUGCCCCCAUUCCGACGAUUGGAUGAGCCCGAAGUCCUGCCCCGCAAUGACAGAGAGACAGCCCAAUUGGAUGCCACGUAGCCCAGCCCAUGGCUCCGCCCCCUCCUCUUUCUCUGCCUGCCCCCAACCCAGACAACUCAGGACCUCUCUCUCUCUCUGUCUGCAACUUCUGAACCUCAAAAGACACCACUAGGGGUCACUGCCAUCGCUGCCAACUUCCAUCCCAGUUGGGGGCGGGGCUGGCUCCCAGUUUGCCCAGUAGCAAGAGCUUCUCUCUCCUCCCCCCACCCAUGGUUUGGCCCCCUGGAUUGGCCGGGAAAGCUGCAGUACCAGCAGCUGCGACUAGGGGACAACGGACUGACUGGGACAGGAUAUAGCAGCCCUGCCAUAAUUUCCUGUUGCCACUGCCAUUGGCUGCAGGACCAUCCUCCACCACUGGGCAGUGACAUCAGGACAGACAGGAAGUAGCGGCCUGGAGACCGCUUCCUGCCUCAAUAGGACAUGAUGCUGUCUUCCAUCACUGGGUGCUGAUGCCAUAAUGGACAGGAACUUGCCCUCUGGUUCUGUAGGACAUGGUACUGUCUUCCAUCACUGUGCAAUGACAUCAUUAUAGACAGGAAGUUGCCCUCUGGAAGCCACUUCCUGCCUCUGUACGAUGUGGUACUAUUUUCUUCCAUCAAGCAGUGUCAUCAUUAUGGACUGGAAGUAGGCAUCGGGAGAUGACUUCCUGCUUCUGUAGGACACAAUAUUGUCUUCUUCCAUGAGGCGGUGACAUCAGUAUGGACAGGAAGUAGCCAACUGGAUACAACUUCCUGCCUCUGUCUUCCGUUGGGUGGUGACACCAGUGUGGAUGGGAAGUAACCAACUGGACACCAUUGUCUGCUUCUGUAGGAUACGAUACUGUCUUCCACCAGCAGGCGGUGACAUCAUUAAGGACAGGAAGUAGCCAACUGGACACCACUUCCUGCCGCUGUAGGGUUCAGUCCUAUCUUCCACCACUAGGCAGUGACAUCAUUAUGGACAGGAUGUCGCCCUGCUAUAACUGCUACCUGCUGCCCCUGAGGUGGCCAUGUUGUCUUCCACCACUAGCCUUGUUCCAAACAGAUAGUAGCCCUGUGGUCCCUCCCCUUCCUGCUGCUCUUUGUUACCUGAAGCACCAUUUUCCACCAUCAUAGAGUGGCAUCAUUAUGGACAGGAAGUAGAUGCUGAGAUGUCACUUCCUGUUACUCCUGCCAUGGGUUGGCAAUACUGUCUUCCACCACCAAGCAGUGACAUCAUUAUGGACAGGAAAUAGUUGCCAGGAUGUCACUUCCUGUUCCCCUGAUAUGGGCUGGCAAUACUUCUUUCACCACCAGGAAGUGACAUCAUUAUGGACAGGAAGUGGGGGGUUCCACCAACAAGAUGGCACCAUGGACCCAGCUCUACCCAUAAUGGACUGUAUCAUUCUCCCACCCAUGGAGGAGGCUGGGGGGGGUCCUGCCUCCUUCCUGUCCAAGAUGGCUUCCUUUGUGACAUUACUGAGGGGGGAGAGCAAUGCCUGUCUCCACCCCCCCACCCUGGUCCAGGACCCCUCCCAUUUAACCCCACCCUACUGGGGCCUGAUUUACUGCCUGCCCCCAUUUCUGGGGGGGUGGGGUUAACACUCGUGACAUCACCAGCUUCCAUGGCAACCAAAGGUGCAG